Copidosoma floridanum is the source of this 1934-nucleotide messenger RNA. RefSeq names its product microprocessor complex subunit partner of drosha (gene pasha). Gene Ontology annotation, biological process: primary miRNA processing. NCBI's taxonomy places the organism in Eukaryota, Metazoa, Arthropoda, Insecta, Hymenoptera, Encyrtidae. Gene Ontology annotation, cellular component: microprocessor complex. The record is from RefSeq and is a predicted model, not a curated record. Gene Ontology annotation, molecular function: identical protein binding; double-stranded RNA binding; heme binding.
UCGUUUUCAACAUUUUAGCAUUUAUUAUUAUCAUAAAUUGUAAAGUUGAAUGAUAAAAACUAUGGAAGAAAAAAAACAAAGUGAAAAAAAAGCAACAGAAGCGGAAGAGGAGCCAAAUCGGAAUGUCACUGCGACGACAGAAGCGGUCGUCGACUCCAGUAAUACAAGCAAUGUUAUGGACACGGAUGAGGUACCAGCGAUCGCCGAGGAUACUCCGGAACACGACCCGCCCAAAAACAGCAAAGACCCCGAGGCGUCCGCAGACGCGAUAGGCGACGAACUGAGGUAUUUUGACGUACUGGACGACCUCGAGCGACAUACUACCAACCAGGAUGCCUCGGAAUCGGAGAGCUGCUCCAACGACAGCUCAUGCUCGGAAGUGCCUCCAGACGAAGUUGACAACAUGCUCGACGAAGCUCUACCGGAUGAAUUUAAGGGGCCAAAGAAGAAGGUGUAUGAACAAAAGGUCAAGCUCGUCCUUGAGGAGUUGGGUCACAACCACUUUGACGUACUGCCUGAGGGCUGGUUACAGGUGACUCACAACAGUGGCAUGCCCCUGUAUUUACACAAGCAAUCUAGGGUGUGCACAUUAUCCAAGCCAUAUUUUCUCGGGCCAGGUAGCGUGAGGAAGCACGAAGUGCCUAUAAGCGCCAUUCCCUGUUUGCAAUACAGAAGAGCCAUGCAGGAGCAGGAAGAGGAGAAGCAGAAGGAAAAGGAUGCAACGCAGACAGAGUCAUGUACCUUUCCUAAUGCUAAAAUUGAGACUAUACAGGAGAACAGAGCGACGCAGUCGAUUGAUGGCGAGGGUCUCAGGGAGUAUUGUCAGAGCCUGUUUAGAUUCAAAUCCAUCAAGGUAAUGAGAUUCAAGUCGUGGUCACAGAGAAGAAAAUUUACGAAGAGUAAAAAACAGCGCAAGCAGUUGGAACGUCCAACGUUGCCAGAUGGCACCAAACUGAUUACGUUUCCUGUUACCAACAACUCGGCCAACGCUUCGACACUAGAAGAAGAGCAGUCUGCCAACAGACCGUUAAAGCACUGGAUCAUGAAUCCAUCGGGUAAGAGUUACGUAUGUAUUUUGCAUGAGUAUGUGCAGCAUGCUUUAAAAAAGCAGCCCACAUACAAAUUUAAGGAAUUGGAAAACGCUGCCACUCCGUAUUCCGCUGUAGUUUAUAUCAACAAUAUGGAGUAUGGCAGUGGAUUUGGUAGUAGUAAGAAACAAGCCAAAGCCGAUGCAGCAAAGAACACUCUGGAAAUUUUAAUACCACAGAUGAAGGAUAAAAUAUCUGGAGUUGUAAAUGAUGACGCUUCUAAUUCUAGUCAAGUAGCAAAAAAUUCGGAAUUGAAUUCAGAUGGCGAUCUGUCGUUCUUUGAUGAGAUUUCAAUUUCUGAUCCUAGAGUAGCUGACUUUUGUGCUAAAACAACUGAACCUUUACCUCACACUAUUUUAAUAACAUGUUUACAAAGAAACUUUGGUCUUGGAGAUAUGCACAUUAAUUACUCAGUUAAUACAUUAAAGCAUCAACGCAACGAGUUUACCAUGAGAGUGGGUAAGCACGAGGCAACUGUCACGUGCAGAAAUAAAAAGGAUGGCAAGCAACGAGCUUCUCAAGCUAUAUUGCAGCUUUUGCACCCUCACAUCCAUUCUUGGGGUUCAUUGCUAAGGCUUUAUGGCACCAGAAGUGUUAAAACAUUUAAAGAAAAGAAACAGCUAGAACAAGAGAUAACUUUACUCCAGGGAAAGGCAGCUGUCAAUCAACCUAAUCAUGCUAUACUAGAUAAAUUACGUCAAGAGAUGACAAAGUUGUCAGAGCAAAGGCUAGCAAUAAGGCCCAUUGGAAAAUUCAUUCCCCCAGAUUUACCAACUAGAUCAUCCUCUAACUUGGACAAUGUUGACUUGUAAUGUGAUAAACAAAAUACCUGAAGUAAUUUGUUUU